Nycticebus coucang (slow loris) is the source of this 2378-nucleotide messenger RNA. RefSeq names its product mitochondrial E3 ubiquitin protein ligase 1 (gene MUL1). The coding region runs from base 125 to 1183 and encodes 352 amino acids. The record is from RefSeq and is a predicted model, not a curated record. Gene Ontology annotation, cellular component: mitochondrion. Gene Ontology annotation, molecular function: ubiquitin-protein transferase activity. Lineage: Eukaryota; Metazoa; Chordata; Mammalia; Primates; Lorisidae. Gene Ontology annotation, biological process: organelle organization; protein ubiquitination. The transcript has 4 exons.
ACCGGGUGGGCGUUUCCGGGCAAGGCCGUUCCGGGCGGAGGGAGGCGGGGGUCACGGAUCCUGGCCUGGGCGUCCCCUAUCCUGGCCUGGGCGUCCCCAUCCGCACCCGGGGCUCGACGCCGCCAUGGAGAGCGGAGGGCGGCCAUCUCUGGGCCAGUUCAUCCUCCUGGGCACCAGCUCUGUCGUCACCGCCGUCCUGUACUCCGUGUACCGGCAGAAGGCCCAGGUUGCCCAAGAGCUCAAGGGAGCUAAAAAAAUCCACUUGGGUGAAGAUUUAAAGAGCAUUCUUUCAGAAGCUCCUGGAAAAUGUGUGCCUUAUGCUGUUAUCGAAGGAGCUGUGCGAUCUGUUAAGGAAACACUUAACAGCCAAUUUGUGGAAAACUGCAAGGGGGUAAUACAGCGGCUGACGCUUCAGGAGCACAAGAUGGUGUGGAACCGGACAACCCACCUUUGGAAUGAUUGUUCAAAGAUCAUUCACCAGCGAACCAACACGGUGCCCUUUGAUCUGGUGCCCCAUGAGGAUGGCAUGGCCGUGGCCGUGCGAGUGCUGAAGCCCCUGGACUCAGUGGAUCUGGGCCUGGAGACUGUGUAUGAGAAGUUCCACCCCUCCAUCCAGUCCUUCACCGAUGUCAUUGGCCACUACAUCAGCGGUGAGCGGCCCAAAGGCAUCCAGGAGACCGAGGAGAUGCUGAAGGUUGGGGCCACCCUCACAGGGGUCGGAGAGCUGGUCCUGGACAACAACUCUGUCCGCCUGCAGCCGCCCAAGCAAGGCAUGCAGUACUACCUGAGCAGCCAGGACUUCGACAGCCUGCUGCAGAGGCAGGAGGCGAGUGUCAGGCUCUGGAAGGUCCUGGCACUGGUUUUUGGCUUUACUGCCUGUGCUACCCUCUUCUUCAUUCUCCGGAAGCAGUAUCUGCAGCGGCAGGAGCGACUGCGCCUCAAGCAGAUGCAGGAGGAGUUCCUCGAGCACGAGGCCCAGCUGCUGAGACAAGCCAAGCCUGAGGACAGGGAGAGUCUGAAGAGUGCCUGUGUCGUGUGUCUGAGCAGCUUCAAGUCCUGUGUCUUUCUGGAGUGUGGCCAUGUCUGCUCUUGCAGCGAGUGCUACCAGGCCUUGCCAGAGCCCAAGAGGUGCCCCAUCUGCAGGCAGGCCAUCACCCGGGUGAUUCCCCUGUACAAUAGCUAAUGGGUUCAAGGUACGCACUUGGACAUGGAAGCAACCUCCGCCCUUUUGGGGGAUCUUUCUCUCGAGGCCUUUGCAAGAGCAAUGCUGGGGUUAGCUGUUACCUCCAGGGAAGACUGAGCUGUGGAGAGGGAGGAAGUGAUUUAGGCCCACAGAUCCUCCAGUAGGAUGUGGCUUUUCCAACUGAGAGGGGACCUCGUCCACGCAGAGCAUGAGAACCAAAGCCUAGCCUGGGAGGGUGCCAUGCCAUGAAGACUAUUCCCAGGGGUCAGAUGAGUGCGUGUAUGGCUGAAAGCCUCAUCACUUAAGCACCAAAGCCAGUGGUCAUCAGCUCUUGUUCCUGUGUUUUCUGGUCCUUUCUGGUGAAGUGUUGAUUGCUGUGGACUUGGAGGGGAGGAAAAGCUGGGCCCUGAGCACCCUGGACGCCUCCCAGAGCUGCCUCUGCAGGGACUCUGCCUCAGCGCUUCUUCCUUUUGCUCGCAGUCUGGGAAAAGGUCUUUCUUUAAAAUUGUCAGACUGGAUGGGUCACUUGUGUCCCUUUUCCCUCACCCACUUGCCUUCCAUAUGUGUGCACGUGUGUGUAGACAACAGAAGAACGUGAAAUCAGCAAAUCUGCCUCUUUCCAAAUGAAUGGGACGCUAGGCGGCAAAACGAAGGGAGGUCACCUGAGAGGCAGUUGGCCAGUAAGCCUUUCUAGGUACUGAUUUGGAAGUCUUGCAACUUGGGAGGUCCAGUGGUGGCUCUGGUUUUCCCUGAGCGGGGAUAAGCUGCCCAGCCCUCAUCACCCAGAGGAAGCAGUGUGGACACUGCUCUCCUAGGCUCCUGGCUCCACAGCUUCCUCAUAAGGCUUUUACCAAGGAAAAGUAGCUAGUACUCUGAGCACCCGGCCUUUCAGGGCUCCUCGCCUGCCCUGACCCAUGGCAGUGUCAUUGUCCCACGGGUGUAACCCCUUGCCACUCCCUAUGUUACCAUUCUCCUCCCACCUGUCCCUAGUGAGCCUGUGAGUGCAGGGCAGGCAAGGGGCAUCUUCCUCAGCUCCAAGUGGGUAGAAGUUACAUAUAUAGCUUUUUUUCUGUUCUUGUCCCUGUCUUUGAAUCUUCAUCCCUGAUCCUCCUUUGUGUGGAGGAGGAGGGGUGCUCUCAGGGGCUUGACGCCAGUACUAUGCAGUGUCCAGUGUGAACAGCACAAAUUAAACACG